CCCGAGGAGCGAUGUCCGGUCCUGUGACGGACCCGAGCCGGGCUCCGGUGGCCUUCGGCCUGCGGGCCGUCCCUCAGCUGUUUGAGGAGCUGCAGCAGCAGGAGGUGGGGAGGAAGAGGAGGAGGAGGAGGCAGCGGGCCCUGAACUCACUCUGUGACCUGAUGCACGACCCGGAGAGGAUCUACCAGGCCGUUACCGGAGGUUUUCUGGAGCAGUUGAAGGUUUUGUUUGAGGAUGAAGAUCCAUCAGUCAGGACAAAAACCUGUGAGCUGCUUCACCUGCUGAGCGCCCACAGCAUCGGCAGACAGGCCCUGCUCUCCUCCUCCCUCCUCCCUGCUCUGUCUCAGCUGUUGGACGACUCCUCGUCCUCCUGCAGGCUGAACGUCCUCCGAGUGUUGAACCGCCUCACUCUGCUGCCUGCAGGUGCAGAAGCUCUCCUCACUCUGGUUCCUACACUGAUGCUGAAGCUCAGAGAGGUGAAGGAGGAGGAAGAGGAGGAGGAAGAGGAGGAGGAAGAGGAGGAGGAAGAGGAGGUGCAGGUGCUGCUCCUCUCCACCCUCAGCUCCUGCUCCAGGCUGGACCCUCGACUGGCUCUGGCCUCUGACGGUGUCUCUGUGCUGGGCCACAAACUCUCCCACCGCUCCCCGAACAUCCGCAGAGAGGCAGCUGCCGCCAUGAUGGCCCUCAGUGUUUGUGAUGAUGGGAAGCGGCAGGUGUGUGAGGAGGCGGUACUUCCUGUCGUGGUCAACCUGCUGCAGGACGAUGACGUCGAGGUUCAGGCCAACGCUGCAGGAGUCAUCAUGUACACCGUCAUCAUCAUCACAGGUAAGCAGCAGUGUCUGGAUCUGAACGUUGUCCCCGUCCUCCUCGACCUGGUGUCCAACAGCGAAGAGGAGGAGGAGGAUAAGGAGAGGAGGAAGAGGAGGAAGGCCCUCAUCAUGUACUCCCUGCGGGCUCUGACCGCACUGGCUGAAGCUCCGGACGGCCGCAGCCUCCUGCUGGAGCAGCUCCCCCUGCUGGUGAGGAGGAGCGAGGCUGCAGAGGAGGACCAGGACGUCCGGCGGGCUGCUCAGACCGCCGUCAGGGUCGUCACCUGGACUCCCUGAGAGGACAGAGACAGAACUGCGGGGUCAACAUCAGCUGAUCACAGAAUAAAUACUGUAAAUAUUCUGAUUAAUUUAAUAAUCAUAUUAUUAUUGUAGUAGUAUCAAUGCAAAUAUUCAUGAUUAUUAUAUUAUCUUCAGCACAUGAGGAGCAGUGUGGAGCUGAAACUGGAAACGGAAUUUUUUUGUAAGUCAUAAUCACGUUUUUAACAAAUAAUGCAACAUUUAGGAUCAAUAAUAUUUCCUGUUCACUUUUUUUUUUUUUAAAUAUAAAAAUCGCUACUGACAUUAUUUAUUUUUAUUUAUUUCAUUUGGAUCAUCAGCAGUGAUCUCAUGUCCCCCAC
Molecule: messenger RNA, 1447 nt
Organism: Epinephelus lanceolatus (giant grouper)
Lineage: Eukaryota; Metazoa; Chordata; Actinopteri; Perciformes; Serranidae
Gene: rsph14
Product: radial spoke head 14 homolog
Molecular function (GO): protein binding
Source: RefSeq, a predicted model, not a curated record